UAGAGAUUCAUUUCUCUUUAAAUUUCUCUCUCUCUGUUUUCUAUUUAAAUAGAGCACAUAGCCCACAGCUUUUCCCCCAUGCAUUUCCUCCUUCUUCUUCUUCUUUUUCUUCACAUUCUCCAAAUUUUUCAUCUUUAGAAUUCCAUUUUUAUAUAGAGAUAUAUAAAUAGUAUAUCAAUAUGUCCGGUAGAUCUCGUUCGAGGCAAUCAAGUGGUGUAAGAAUCAGCGACGAGCAGAUCACCGAUCUUGUUCAUAAGUUGCAGCAGCUCUUGCCUGAGAUUCGUAAUCGCCACUCCGACAAGGUUUCAGCAGCGAAGGUAUUGCAAGAGACAUGCAAUUACAUUAGAAGCUUACAUAGAGAAGUGGAUGAUUUGAGUGAGAGACUUUCGGAGUUGUUAGCCACAUCGGACACAGCCCAAGCCGCCAUUAUUAGAAGCUUGCUCACUCAGUGACCACAUUUUAUAUAUAUAA
Messenger RNA from Benincasa hispida (wax gourd), 471 nucleotides. RefSeq names its product transcription factor PRE3-like. NCBI's taxonomy places the organism in Eukaryota, Viridiplantae, Streptophyta, Magnoliopsida, Cucurbitales, Cucurbitaceae. Gene Ontology annotation, molecular function: protein dimerization activity. The record is from RefSeq and is a predicted model, not a curated record. Gene Ontology annotation, biological process: regulation of growth; regulation of DNA-templated transcription.